UUUUGCAGUUACUCUUUGUGCACUCCGGAGUCAUUUGACCAACACUGACCUUGAUAUGUAUCACAUUGUUGAAUUUAAUACAACAAAGGAAGUAGAGGUUGUACCAGACAACUGGGUAAAUAAUGAUAUAUGCAGAUGGCCAAAAUUUUAAAAUAGGGGAAGAAUGAGGGCUGCUGUAAUUUCCAAAGAAGUACCAACUGUAGACUGGGAUACAUUUGCUGUCCGUGUAUAUACAAGUGAGUCUUUCCAAGCUGCUAGAAGCAAGCUGCCAAGAGCAGAAAUUGUGUCAGAUCUACAGACAGCAGAAGAAGAUAAUGUACCUGCUGUAAAAAAAAGAAUCAGAAGGAUAAAUAGAAGAUUUCUCGAAUCUGACAGUGAAAGUGAAGGUGAAAAGAAAGCUUAUAAACCUCCUGCCAAAAGAGCCAGGCCUCACUUUGCAGAGGCACCACAGGUGACUCCACCAGACAUGAAUAGGCCUGUCACUUCAGUUUUAAUACCUUCAGUCAUUCACCAGCAAACCGUUCAGGAACAACCAAGCCCAGUAUGUGCAGUAAUCGGGAGGGAAAUUUUAACUGUAUUAGAGAUUCUGCGACAACAACAAAAUGAAAUGCUAGGCCUACUUAGGUCCAUCACAAUUGCAUUAGGAAAAAAUCAUCCAAAACAAAUUGAGGAAUUUACUGCUCCACUUGCAAACGAAUCCCAGUUCAGACAAUUUGACAUUAACCUCAAGGCAGACUCUGAUCUUCAGAAGAGACUAAUUGAGUGUUUUGGUUUUUCUGGAGGUAUGACUGUGAAGGAAACUGUUUGGAGAAUUAUGCAAAAACAAAUGACCUGGCAAAAAAAAUAAACUGGACAGGAGCAAAUGAAAAAAUUCCAUUUAAAUCGACCAAACUGAAAGAUAUAAUCUUGGCUGCUGUCAGGAGAAACAGUUUCACUGCAAACGCAACGGAUGGGGAAAUAGAAAAACACAUAAAAAGGUGGCUUCAGCUUUCUGGGGACAGGGAAGGAGGAAGAAAGGACAGAGAAAAGAGACAUGAAAGGAAUAGUCAAGUUACUGAAUGAAGUUUCACUACAAAAAGACAAGGGUUUAACAAGAAAUUAAUUGGGUUUAUCUAGCUUAAAUAAAAAAAUGUCAAUGAAAAAAUAUGAAAACUAUUUAAAUUGCAUUAACUCAUUAAGUAUCCAUAUAUUAUUUUUUAAAAUUGUAUUAUAUAUUUUUUUGUUUCAAGUGAAAGGUUUUAAUUAAUUUAACGUGUAAUUUAUGGAAUACAAUUAUAUGACAGUGUGUUUUUUUAAUACAAUGAUAUAUAAUAGCGAUUACUUUCAAUGUGUUAGAUUAGUAAAUACAAUAUUACAGUAAUAUCAGUACAGUGUAUCUUUUGCUCUUAUUUAUUUGGUUCAGAAUAUUUUACACAUUUACUUUAAAGGCCUUAGUUGACUAUAAUAAAUUUUAACUGUUUAUUGCUUAGUAAUUGUUCAUUUACUGCUGAGAAUUGUUUUUAAUUAAAUGCAUUCAAUGUAUUAAAUAUCUGUUUUUUUCUACAGUAAACAUAAAUAAUUAUGACUCAUAUACAAUUACAACUGCAAUAUCCUAUCUAUUAUCUUUUUUGCCUGUCAUCAAAAUUUUCACUUUCCUGAAGUAAGUGACUUCAUUAUCAAUUAAAUGAUCAAAUAUAGUACAGAUGUCAAACAUGAGGUAGAUUGCCUGAUACCACUGUGUAUCUUUUUAAACAGUAAUUUGCAAUUAUAUCAUUUGAUAAUACACCUAUUUUACCUUCUGUACUUAUACCUGUCCUUCUUUCAUCAGCAGCUUCAACUUCCUGUUUAAUCAUCUGAACUGAUCUUCUCAAACCAAUAAUUGAAGACCAGUGUGAGGCAGGAAAUUAUGGCUAUUAUAUAAUUAUUUUUUAUUAUUAACUUAUAAUAAAUAAAAAUACUUGAUAAAAA
Messenger RNA from Trichomycterus rosablanca, 1947 nucleotides. RefSeq lists its product as uncharacterized. The coding region runs from base 164 to 847 and encodes 227 amino acids. The record is from RefSeq and is a predicted model, not a curated record. The transcript is spliced from 8 exons. NCBI's taxonomy places the organism in Eukaryota, Metazoa, Chordata, Actinopteri, Siluriformes, Trichomycteridae.